Molecule: messenger RNA, 2413 nt
Organism: Cuscuta campestris
Lineage: Eukaryota; Viridiplantae; Streptophyta; Magnoliopsida; Solanales; Convolvulaceae
Source: the annotation of a GenBank genome assembly
CUUAAAAUUUCUCCAAUGUACAUACAAAAAAAAUUAACUCAAAAAAGACACAUUACACAUAGGAGGGGAAGUUUGAGACAAAUAAAUGCACCAACAAAUGGUGAAAUGGUUUUGGGCCAAUAGUACACAAAUGAGAAGCUAGAUCAGGCCCAUGAAUGCUUAAAAGAUCCUUCAUUUGGUGUGUCGAGCUAUUUGAUGUCUGUAGCGCGAGUCUACGCCGACGUCAACUCUCAAAGUCCUAAAGAGUACCGAGACUACGAGGGUCUCGACGUUCAGUGGGGAUAAAAGGGAAAUAAAAAUACUUCAGAAUCAUUGUGGUGGCCCAAAUAUCGUGAAACUAUAUGAUGUUGUCCGGGAUCCACACUCUAAAACUCCGAGUUUAGUUUUUGAACAUGUGAGCAACACCGACUUCAAAGUCUUGUAUCCUACACGAACUGAUUAUGACAUCCGCUACUACAUUUAUGAGCUUCUUAAGGUUCCCUUUUUAUAUUCUGUUACAGAGAGAGGACUUUAUUUACAACUAUUCUUUUAUUUGCUCACCUCUUUUUUUUAUUACUUGGGAAGGAGAGGGAUUUCCUUCUUUUGUAGGGUCCCAUUCUAUAUAAUUCAUUACUAUUUUAUCUAAGGUUUGAGAUAAAACCUCAGAAAAAGCAAAUAAGCUCUCAAUUUUUCAAGAAAGGCUGAAAAUUUCCAGUUGGUCAAAGGCAAUAACCAAUUUCUAACGUGAUGAUAAGGUCUAAUGUGGCUGUAGCACUGUUUGUAGAAUAGUUUUGCUACCUGAUUUUAAUUUUCUAAUUUUGAGUUUUCCUCUAUUUAUGUUAACUUUUUUUAAAAAAAAAUUGAAUUCUUAGUCACCAAUUAAUACCAUGGGAGCAUUAAGUCAAUUACAUGUUAAUUCAAACAAAUAAUUAAAGAUGUUUGAUUGUUUCCUCAUGUGAUUUAUGCUUUAAAAUGUAAAAGCUUUGUAAUUUUCACUAUCUGUAUCCAUUUUAGUCAUUGUUGGCACUUUGCUCCCAUAGUCCAAAUAGCAUGCUUGGUGGCUGUUAAAUUCCUUGAAACUUGCAUCACCAUCAAAAAAUCUCUAUCGCACCAAUGGCACUAAUCAGAUCCUACAAUCCUGUUAGAUUUAAUCAGGUUUGUUCACAUAUAACCGAAUGGGUAAUGAGUUAAUGUUCGGGUCAGUUAGUAUAGAGUCAAUUAGUGUGGUGUCGUUUAGUGUGUUUUACAUAUUUAAUUAAUUUAAAUAAAAAACAGUUGGGUAGUUUUUAAAAGGCAGUUAUGGGUAGUUUCUUAUGUUAAUAGGUGUGUUGGUUUGUAACAGUUGUGUUGGUUAGUAGGAGUUGUGUUGGUUUGUUCUCUAUUUAUAUUAGAGAACACAAUGAAUCCUAUAAUGGUACACAUCAGUAAAAUAUUCUACUUUGCAUUGAUCUGGUCCUGUUUAACAAUUGGUAUCGGAGCGAAAAUCCAAUAAGGACCCAACGAUCCUCGACAACAGAUCAAGAAUCUUCGACAAAUUCUUCCUCGCCUAGGACAAAAAUAGCAGGUGGCUAGUUUUUUCCUUUGGCAAAAGGAUUCCAACCAAACAGCACGGGAAAAACGAAUCAGCGGGGUAGCUUUCGUUUAGUGGCUUGGAAUACAAAAAAGCAAGGGCUUGUUUUCAGGUUGGUGGUCGAUUGCAGGUGGCUUAUGACCUGGGAAGGAAUCGGAGUUAAGAAUUUUGUGAAAAUUGUCGAAGGAGAUAUUCAAGGUAAACUACUAUUCACUAAAAGUGAUGGAAAAGAGAAGGUUAAGGAGCACAAAAUUGAGCAUUGUGGUUGUGGGAGCUCAAACCAAGAAGACUUUGGACGUGGCCAAGGUAGAGGUCAGGGGUCCGGGAAAAGUAGGGAUGGUGGACAGUUUCAGCGGGAAAAGAGUCACAUUAAGUGUUUCAAGUGCAUUCAGCUAGGGCAUUUUCUCAAUGAAUGUCCAAAAUGGGAUCAAAAGGAACACAUUGCAAAUUUGAUUGAAGAUGAUGAUGAAACAACGUUGCUGUGAAGAUCAGUGUGAACAAACAACGAUUAGGGGCGUGAUUGCUAGAUUUAAUCAGGUUUGUUCACAUAUAACCGAAUGGGUAAUGAGUCAAUGUUUGGGUCAGUUAGUAUAGAGUCAAUUAGUGUGGUGUCGUUUAGUGUGUUUUACAUAUUUAAUUAAUUUAAAUAAAAAAACAGUUGGGUAGUUUUUAAAAGGCAGUUAUGGGUAGUUUCUUAUGUUAAUAGGUGUGUUGGUUUGUAAUAGUUGUGUUGGUUAGUAAGAGUUGUGUUGGUUUGUUCUCUAUUUAUAUUAGAGAACACAAUGAAUCCUGUAAUGGUACACAUCAGUAAAAUAUUCUACUUUACUUUGAUCUGGUCCUGUUUAACAAAUCCUACAUCUUUCA